AUGGCAGCCCCAAAGAAAGCAGUUGUGGGGCCGUUGGUGGGGGCAGUGGUCCAGGGGACUAACUCUUCUCGCUUUCUGGUCUUCAAUUCAAAAACAGCGGAACUACUUUGUCGCCAUCAAGUGGAAUUAACACAAGAGUUCCCAAAGGAAGGAUGGGUGGAACAAGACCCUAAGGAAAUUCUUCAGUCUGUAUAUGAGUGUAUAGAGAAAACGUGUGAGAAACUUGGUGAGCUGAAUAUUAAUAUAUCCAACAUAAAAGCUAUUGGUGUCAGCAAUCAGAGGGAAACCACUGUAAUCUGGGACAAGGUAACUGGAGAGCCGCUCUACAAUGCUGUGGUCUGGCUUGAUCUAAGAACCCAGUCUACCGUUGAGAAUCUUAGUAAAAAAAUUCCUGGAAAUAAUAACUUUGUCAAGUCCAAGACGGGCCUUCCACUUAGCACUUACUUCAGUGCAGUAAAACUUCGUUGGAUUCUUGACAACGUGAGAAAAGUUCAAAAGGCUGUUGAAGAAGGGAGAGCUCUUUUUGGUACCGUUGAUUCAUGGCUUAUCUGGAGUUUGACAGGAGGAGUUAAUGGAGGUGUCCAUUGUACAGAUGUAACAAAUGCAAGUAGAACAAUGCUUUUCAACAUCCAUUCUUUGGAGUGGGAUAAAGAGCUCUGUGACUUUUUUGAAAUUCCAAUGGAUAUUCUUCCGAAAGUCUGGAGUUCUUCUGAGAUCUAUGGCCUCAUGAAAGCUGGGGCUUUGGAAGGUGUGCCAAUAUCUGGGUGUUUGGGGGACCAGUCCGCUGCAUUAGUAGGACAAAUGUGCUUCCAGGAAGGACAAGCCAAAAACACGUAUGGAACAGGUUGUUUCUUACUAUGUAAUACAGGUCGUAAGUGCGUAUUUUCUGAACAUGGCCUUCUGACCACAGUGGCUUACAAACUAGGCAGAGAUAAGCCAGUAUGUUACGCAUUGGAAGGUUCUGUUGCUAUAGCAGGUGCUGUUGUUCGCUGGCUAAGAGACAAUCUUGGAAUUAUAGAGACCACAGAAGAAAUUGAAAAACUUGCUAAAGAAGUAGGUACUUCUUAUGGCUGCUACUUCAUCCCAGCUUUUUCAGGGUUAUAUGCACCUUAUUGGGAUCCCAGUGCAAGAGGGCUAAUCUGUGGUCUCACUCAGUUUACCAAUAAAUGUCAUAUUGCUUUUGCCGCAUUAGAAGCUGUUUGUUUCCAAACCCGAGAGAUUUUGGAUGCCAUGAACCGUGACUGUGGAAUUCCACUCAGUCAUUUGCAGGUGGAUGGAGGACUGACCAACAACAAAGUUCUUAUGCAACUACAAGCAGACAUUCUGCAUAUUCCAGUAAUAAAGUCCUGUAUGUCUGAAACAACUGCACUGGGAGCUGCCAUGGCAGCAGGAGCUGCAGAAGGAGUGGGCGUUUGGAGUCUUGAACCCGAAGAUUUGUCAACCAUCACAAUAGAACGGUUUGAACCACAGAUCCAGGCCACAGAAAGUAAUACUCGUUAUUCUACAUGGAAGAAAGCUGUGAGGAAGUCAAUGGGUUGGGCUACAACUCAGUCUUCUGAAAAUGGUGAUGCUAAUAUUUUCUCUAGUCUGCCCUUGGGCUUUUUUGUAGUGAGUAGCAUGAUAAUGUUAAUUGGAGCAAGAUACAUCUCAGGUGUACCAUAA
Messenger RNA from Equus quagga, 1662 nucleotides. It is a transcript of the gene GK2, whose product is annotated as glycerol kinase 2. Gene Ontology annotation, molecular function: glycerol kinase activity. Bases 1 to 1662 code for a protein of 553 amino acids. The transcript has a single exon. Lineage: Eukaryota; Metazoa; Chordata; Mammalia; Perissodactyla; Equidae. Gene Ontology annotation, biological process: triglyceride metabolic process; glycerol metabolic process; glycerol-3-phosphate biosynthetic process. The record is from RefSeq and is a predicted model, not a curated record. Gene Ontology annotation, cellular component: mitochondrion.